Ilex paraguariensis (yerba mate) is the source of this 618-nucleotide messenger RNA. NCBI's taxonomy places the organism in Eukaryota, Viridiplantae, Streptophyta, Magnoliopsida, Aquifoliales, Aquifoliaceae. The record is from the annotation of a GenBank genome assembly.
CUCGCAAUCAUUCAAGCUCUCUCUCUGUCUUGCUCUCUCUAUUCAUCUCUCUGCCGAUUCUCGUCAACAAUCUUCGAAUCAACAAAGGAAAUAAGAUCGAACAUGGUAGAAACCAGACGAAGCUCUUCUUCAUCGAAACGCCCCCUAUCUUCUGCUUCCUCUCCUCUCCCCAACGGCAAGCGAUCCAAGCCAAUAGAAACCCUAGAUUCGCUGAAGCAAUCUGGGAUCGAUUCUCGAGACCAUGCGGAUCGAUCAUCUGAUCCGGUUUUUGUGAAACCAACCGAAGGAACCGUGGCCGAGAAAUCUCCUGAUGGGCAAGUGGAAAGUGAGCCUUUGGUGUCUCCGAUGUCUUUAGGUGACUCGGCGAUUGAUGUGGAGAAGACGAGGUUAAAUUGCGCGGUGUUGAACCGAGGAAAGAAACGACAAAUGAAAUCAAAUGUUGGGGUGGCAUGGGGAAAGCUUCUUUCGCAAUGUUCACAGGUAGGAUUUUCAGUUUCCACUCAUUGCAUUACUAUGCUUUUAAGGCGAUGGGUGGGUGGUAAUGGAGAAUCCUGGAAAGUUUGCCGGGCCUUUAUUGCUUCACCAGACAAUUGGUAUUCCUGCAUACCCAUAGGAUAG